UUAUUUUGGUAAUAGGAGCGGAAGUAUUGCGAUGUCAACAAGUUUGCUGUGUGUUUUAUGAGGAUAUUACCGAGAGAAUCUGCGCAUUGAUCAGACCGCAGGGGAAUAAAUGUCAUAAAUGUGAAGAAGAGGUGAUUCAUCGCGGUUUACAGUCAUGAACGGAAGCUGUAAUGCGGUGCUGGAUAAAGAGGAACAUGUUUUAAAGCUAGGAGAGAGCUUCGAGAAAAGAGCCAAGUCCUCCUUCCACACCAUCAGAUAUGAUUUUAAGCCGGCUUCCAUCGACACAUCGUGUGAGGGAGAACUGCAGGUGGGAAAAGGAGACGAGGUCACCAUCACGCUGCCACACAUACCUGGUUCAACGCCUCCCAUGACCGUCUUCAAAGGCAACAAGCGUCCGUAUCAGAAAGACUGCGUCCUGAUCAUCAACCACGACACGGGCGAGUUUGUGCUGGAGAAGCUGAGCAGCAGCAUUCAGGUCAAGAAAACCAGAGCUGAGGGCAGCAGUAAGAUCCAGGCUCGGAUUGAGCAGCAGUCAGUGAGAGCCAGUCAGCCUGCCUCUCAGUUCCGAACUCCCACUAAACCCAGCGGCGGAGUGAAGACGUCCCCGAGUAAAGACAACCCGUCUCCUGAACCCCAGCUGGACGACAUCAAGAGAGAGCUGCGGGCGGAGGUGGAAAUCAUUGAGCAGAUGAGCAGCAGUGGCAGCAGCAGCUCCUCAGACUCAGGCAGUUGUUCAGGCAGCGGUGAUGACGACAGCUCCAGCAGUGAUGGAGAGCAGGAGAGCUCAAACCUCCACCUGUCCCCCAGCCGAGAGCCUCUGAGCAACGGAACAGACAAAUCACAGGGUAACAACCAACUAAUGAACACGCUGAGAAAUGAUCUGCAGCUGAGCGAAUCAGGCAGCGACAGCGACGACGAUUGACGUCUUUUUUAAUCAUCCCUCGCUCAAGGCUCUUCCCUUUCUUAUUUUCCCUAAACGUCGUGACACGCACUUUUGUCACACCCCUUAUAUAUAUAUUAUUAAUUCAUCAGAGAAGUUUGUAUUUUUUAUUAGAUUAUUUUUAUUUCUUGAAAGUAUAUUUUAAGGCUUGUUACGGGCAAAAGCAUCGUGUGUAUAAAAAAAUAAAGGGAAAAAGGAAAAAAAAAGGUUUCAGUAUCAACACCGGUCAAUAGUUUGACCAGUUUUUGGUUGAUACGAAGGCAGCAAGCGGUCAAAACGGGGCGGAGCUUUGAGUUUCCAGGUGAUCAGAUCACCACCAGUUUGCCUUUUCAUUCUUUUAGCUCAGUGAAGUGCUUAGCAUUAAAUAGUCCAGUGGGUUACACACUGUAUCUCGGUUGUGAUGUCAUGCGAUCAUGACACUAUUUCAGUCCCUUUUUUUUGCAGUAGAAAACUACUUGAAUUGCUGAAAUCGCACGAUUCUUCUUUUAAAAACUCUUAUAAGUGAAGACACACCCGUAAUGACUUUCUAUGAGCGCUGUGCUCAUGUUAGACGCACGUGAAGGGAAGUCGUGAUGACGUCACCCGCCAGGUCUCGGGCUUUUAAUCUGCAGAAAAUCUGCAGUCAUUGUCACUACUCGAUCCGUACCGGAAACACGACUUGUACUGUGCGGAAACGCGUCCGCUUCUUUGUCUGUCAUUUACACUUUAUAAUACUGUUGUUAUAACACGGCUAAUGACUAGGAAUAAUCUCGCGCAUGCGCAGAACUAAACCGGAGUUUCCGCAGUGCAAAUCGUGUUUGGAGGUACGGAUCGAGAAGUGACAGAAAUUUGGAAAAAAAAAAAAAAAAUCGCAAGAUCCUCAGAAUACCAUGGAGUUUGCUUGAUUUGGCGUUCAUUUCUGUGAUCGCAAAACGACCAAAUCCUGAAAGGACUGGUUAUAAAUAUGUGAUUGAUUUUGCACGAUCAGGCGCGAUUGUACUGCUUGUUUGUUUUUUUUUUGUUUUGUUUUUUUAACUCACUUAGGUUUAUCAGGUGGAAGGGAGACAUAUGGAGAGUUUACAUAUCCACUGUGUGUAAAUUUUAGCUUUCAUGAGUUUUCCGAUGGGAAAUGGUGAAUAAACUGGGAAUUAGUAAAUAAACUGGGAGAAUAUAGAUGCGUUUUAGAUUGUGGGAUAGCGAGCGAGCAUGAACGAAAAAUGAAUAAACCGCAGUGUUGCUGCUGUAAAUUAACAACAACAACAACAAAAAAGGGAUAUUAUAACUAAGGAAAAACAUUUCGAAUUAAUUUGACACUACUUCAGGGUUGGGGGACGUCCUACGAUGUAAACAGACACGCCCCCUCUCAGGCACGCCGCCACUGAUGAAGAUAAUGAAGGGAGAUAUUCACGCCGUGUGCAGUGGACUUUUAGUCGCUUCAAUUCUGUAUAAAUACAUAAAGUUAAUAAUAACUUGUUUUUGUUCACCACCAUGCUGUGAAGUUCCACCUCUGCAGUGAUUGGUCCUCGCUGUUCUUCUGCACUUAUUAUGUUUAUCUGAGGCUGCUGAAGUCUAUGAAAGGUCACAAGACAGUUGCUUCUUCUGUAAAGAUGAAGGAAAUGUUGUAUGACUUGAACAGUGUAAUUGUUAAAUGAAUAAAUAACUAAAAAAGAGUCAAGGCCAGUAUUUUGAACUAUAAAUGCUUUUUUUUUUGCUCUUCAUGUGUUACAUUAAGCUGGAAUGUUAUUUGUUCAUGGAGCAAUAAAGAGCUGUUUUCUGAAA
Hemibagrus wyckioides is the source of this 2698-nucleotide messenger RNA. It is a transcript of the gene eaf1, whose product is annotated as ELL associated factor 1. NCBI's taxonomy places the organism in Eukaryota, Metazoa, Chordata, Actinopteri, Siluriformes, Bagridae. The record is from RefSeq and is a predicted model, not a curated record. Bases 155 to 922 code for a protein of 255 amino acids. Gene Ontology annotation, biological process: regulation of transcription elongation by RNA polymerase II; positive regulation of DNA-templated transcription. The transcript has 6 exons. Gene Ontology annotation, molecular function: transcription elongation factor activity. Gene Ontology annotation, cellular component: super elongation complex.